CUGGAACCAUGGUCUGGAAUGUGCACUGUCAGUGUUCAGCUUCUGAUGAUGAGCACCACCACCACUGUCUGAGGAGCCUCUUGGUGGAAUGGAUGAACUCCAGUUUGAUUUCCUGGGUAUCCCUGUCCUUGACUGCUUCUGUGGGUUGGGGUUCCUCCUUCUGUCUUUGUGCUAUCUGAAGACAAAUGCAUGCUCCCCAGUAUUUUGUCAUCAGAGAGAACUCCAUCAUCAACAUGGGAGAUCCAACAGGAGGAGGAGAGGUAGAACAUUUCAAGGUAGGAGAAUUUGCCAGAGAGAAGUAGACGAGGGGAGGAAGUUGCUUUCUGUUCUCAAAAGCCCCCUAGGCCAGCAUUAUGACACCACGCACUUUCGACAAUUGCUGUGUCCAGACCCGCUGUGUGAGGUUCGUCAACAGAGUCCUCAUCUCCAGACACCUCCGGGCACUCUCACACCUGCUGAAGACACCAGGGUCAGAGACCUGACUCUCCUAUAUGAACAGAGAUGCCUCUUCAGCCUUUUACAACGGAAAAAAUGCCUACAAAAGAAAAUCCAGUCCAAGAGCCGUCAGCACAGCCAGUAACACUGACAGGAGUAGCUCUUGUGAUAGGAAUAAAGUCUCUAGAGCAAAAUAAAAAACGAAUCUUCCUUCUGA
Chinchilla lanigera (long-tailed chinchilla) is the source of this 652-nucleotide messenger RNA. Its product is annotated as putative spermatogenesis-associated protein 31D4. The coding region runs from base 89 to 580 and encodes 163 amino acids. The record is from RefSeq and is a predicted model, not a curated record. The transcript has 5 exons. NCBI's taxonomy places the organism in Eukaryota, Metazoa, Chordata, Mammalia, Rodentia, Chinchillidae.